Paramuricea clavata is the source of this 423-nucleotide messenger RNA. The record is from the annotation of a GenBank genome assembly. Lineage: Eukaryota; Metazoa; Cnidaria; Anthozoa; Malacalcyonacea; Plexauridae.
AUGGCAGAAAUUCUUAUAAAUUAUGGCGCAGAUAUCAAAACUGAGGAUUGUGACGGUAAUACUCCCUUAGAUGUUGCACAUUGUGGAAACAGUGGGCAUUUGCUAGAAAAAUUGCUUCUCUUGCCGUUAAGCCCCUGUACCAUCGUUGACAAUACUUUACGGAACGAACAUGCCAAUUCAAGUGAAGGAAAUCCGAGCGCUUUAAGCCAAUUCACACAAAUUUGCAGAAACAACAAUCAACAAGACCACAUUAACCAUAUUUUUCAAAAGAAGAAUAACAGUUUCCUGCACUGUUCGACUGAAGAAAUUCGUCAAAAUACCAAAGGAAGAUUAGACAAAUUCCGCCGAACUAUGUCACUGGCCAAUGCGUGCAUGCAACAAGAUAGAGCAUUUUUAAAUUCUGGGCGACAGUGCGCCGAAUGA